Messenger RNA from Argiope bruennichi, 741 nucleotides. Its product is annotated as adult-specific rigid cuticular protein 15.7-like. The record is from RefSeq and is a predicted model, not a curated record. Gene Ontology annotation, molecular function: structural constituent of chitin-based larval cuticle. The transcript is spliced from 3 exons. The coding region runs from base 20 to 658 and encodes 212 amino acids. Gene Ontology annotation, cellular component: chitin-based extracellular matrix. Lineage: Eukaryota; Metazoa; Arthropoda; Arachnida; Araneae; Araneidae.
CACAAAGAAGAAAUUUAAAAUGUUCGCUAAGGUCGCCAUCCUUCUCGCAGCAGUCGCUGCUGCUCAGGCUUCCGUCUUGUACGGAGGACAUGCCGCUUUGGUCAACACCGGUGUCAGCACAAGCGGACGAUCUCAAGAUGCUUUCGGCAACUACGCCUUCAACUAUGGAAUCCAAGACGGACUCGGUGCUGCCAACUCCCGCGCCGAAGUAGGAGAUGCCCACGGAAACAAGAAGGGAUCUUACACCAUUGCUGACAUCGACGGACGAGCCCGACGAGUCGAUUACGUUGCUGAUGCUCUCGGAUUCCGAGCCACCGUCAAGACCAACGAACCUGGAACCGCCGCCAGCGCACCAGCUGCCGCCCUCGUCGCUAGUCCCUACGCCGGACCCGUUGCCCCAGUCGUCAACCAUGUAGCCCCUGCUGCCGCCGUUGUCGGACAUGCUGCCACCUAUGCUGCUCCAUUGGCUGUUGCUGCUCCAGUGGCUGUUGCCGCUCCAGCUAUCGCUUCCCCAGUUGCCUAUGGUGGAGUGAUCUCACACGGUGCCACCCUUGCUGCCCCAGUAGCUUAUGGUGGAGUGCUCGGACAUGGUCUUGGCCUUGCAGCUCCUCUUGGACUCGGAUACGGUCUGGGAUAUGGCAAAGCUCUCAUCCAUUAAAUCUCUUUCCUAAUUUCUAACAGAUUUCAAGAAAUUACGAACAAAAAUAAGAUUUAUUCGAAAAUUGUAUUUAUUGUUUAUCA